This is a messenger RNA of Micropterus dolomieu (smallmouth bass), 1817 nucleotides long. It is a transcript of the gene gba2, whose product is annotated as glucosidase, beta (bile acid) 2. Gene Ontology annotation, molecular function: beta-glucosidase activity. Gene Ontology annotation, biological process: central nervous system development. The record is from RefSeq and is a predicted model, not a curated record. The coding region runs from base 696 to 1817 and encodes 373 amino acids. Lineage: Eukaryota; Metazoa; Chordata; Actinopteri; Centrarchiformes; Centrarchidae. The transcript is spliced from 8 exons.
UUGGCAAUGUUUAUAGUAACGUUACACUACAGAGACAGAAAGUGGCAUCUUCAUGUCUAUGUUCUGGUCUAUGAUCGGUGAAGAACUGGUGUCAGGAGCUAAAUCGUAGCUGUUACCUGCUGGCAGAUGUGGAGAGGUAUCCCCUCUAAAUGACUGAGAUCGGCAACCUCAAUGCUUGUUGUUGCUCUUGAACUGUUAGCUGUCAUCCAUCCAUCCAUUGAUCCAGCCACCGCUGCUGACAACGCAGCCACGUCCGGACUCAGCGCAAAGGGGGGGCUAGUCUGCUAGCUCUAAAAAAACAGGAAUCGAGAGGGGGAUCGUGAACCACACUGCUGCAAACAGUCCCAAAGGAUAUGAACUUCCUGAGAUGUAACUUAGAGGCUAACUGCUCUUGUGGACAGUAAAAACCUUAUAAUGGUAGCAGCACCUCCUACCUGAAGGAACAAUUGUUUACCCCUCAGUUCCUGUCCUACAGGAAUUCAGAGCUAGCCAGUUGAGAACCGGUUUACCCCACAUGAAUGACUACUUAAUACUGACUUUGCGUUACUUAUCCACUCUGUAGCUGCCUCCUCUGUGGUUUUUGCCCCCACAAAGAACUACCUUUGUUGACAAAAGGUGGUGACAACUCCCUAUUUGUAAUCAGUUUUCCUGCUCACACUCACUGUCAUCUCCCUAUUGCUGGACAUCCUGCUAAAAUGACUGCAGAGUGGGGUGAGAAAUCCUCAGCGGACCUCAUGAGUAGGUAUGUCUCCAAGGACAUGGGAUACAGAGUGCCCAAGGAGGGUUGGCGCAUCUGUCUGGCACAUGAGUUCAAAGAGAAGAGAAAGCCCUUCCAAGCAAAAGAUGUCUCGCUGUCCAACGUCUUGGAGCAUGUUGGCCUUGGAAUCAGGUAUCUAAAAUGGUGGUACAAGAAGACCCAGGUAGAAAAGAAAGCUCCAUUCAUUGACAUGUUUCGUGCCCAACCCCUGCGUCAAAUAUAUGGGGCUCCACUUGGCGGUAUAGGAGGAGGAACCAUCACGAGAGGUUGGCGGGGGGAAUUCUGCAGAUGGCAACUUAACCCUGGGAUGUACCACUACAAAACUAUGACAGCAAACCAGUUCACAGUGUGCUUGCGUCGCGGGGGCCAAACUGUUUACCAGCAGGUGCUAUCUGUAGAGCGUCCUCCCACAUUACAAGGCUGGAACUGGGGCUACUGCGGAGAGUAUGCCUUCUAUCAUGCCUUGUACCCUCGCGCCUGGACAGUCUACCACCUGCCGGGACAGAAUGUCACCUUAACCUGCAGACAGAUUUCCCCAGUCAUCCCCCACGACUACCAGGACUCUAGUCUCCCAGUGGCAGUAUUUGUGUGGGACAUAGAGAACAAGAAUGACUACGCUCUGGACGUCUCCAUCAUGUUCACCAUGGUCAACGGGUCGGGACACAAGGACGACAAGAGCGGGGGACACUGGAAUGAACCAUUCCACCUGGAGAAGGAGGGGGAGGCGGUGUCUGGGGUCUUGCUACAUCACUGUGCUACAGUGAACCCUUACACUCUGUGCAUCGCAGCCCGAGAAAAGCCUGACAGGGAGGUGAGCCACCAGACAGCAUUCAGCCCAAAGGGAACCUGCAGCGGACUGUGGAGUGACCUCCUCAAUGACGGACGACUGGAUUCUCCUACAGGAUCCAGCCCACUGACGGCUAAGGGAGAGAAGGUGGCGGCAGCGUUGGCUGUGGGCUGCUCAGUGCUGGCUCAAAGUCAUAACAGCCUGGAGUUCUGCCUAGCCUGGGACAUGCCAAAAAUCACCUUCGGCUCUAGGGAGAGGGAACACAUCAGGUAA